Jaculus jaculus (lesser Egyptian jerboa) is the source of this 594-nucleotide messenger RNA. RefSeq names its product lipocalin 15 (gene Lcn15). The transcript is spliced from 6 exons. Gene Ontology annotation, molecular function: small molecule binding. The coding region runs from base 1 to 594 and encodes 197 amino acids. The record is from RefSeq and is a predicted model, not a curated record. Lineage: Eukaryota; Metazoa; Chordata; Mammalia; Rodentia; Dipodidae.
AUGGGGCCAGUACUGCUGAGCUGGGUCCUGGUGAUGCUCUGGGCGCCUGCGGCUCCAGUCGAGGUCUUGCUGCAGCCUGACUUUGAUGCUCAGAAGUUCUCAGGCCUCUGGUAUGUUGGGGCCAUCGUGUCGGACUGCAAAGUCUUCCUGGGCAAGAAGGAUCACAUGCUGAUGUCCACCAGGGCUGUCAAUGCCACUGCGGAGGGUGACCUCAAUGUCCACAUGGAGUUUCCAGGGCAAGACAGCUGUAACCGGAAGGAUGCCGUGUACCUGAGGGUGGGCUCCCAGGGGCACUUCCGAGUGCCAGCCCUGGGCUACCUGGAUGUGCGCGUCUCUCACACUGACUACAGCUCCUUCGCCGUUGUCUACAUCUACAAGGAGCUGGAGGGUGUGCUGAGCACCAUGGUGCAGCUCUACAGCAGGACCCAGGACCUGAGUCCGCAGGCCCUGAAGGCCUUCCGUGACUUCUACCCAACUGUGGGGCUCCUGGAUGACAUGAUGGUCAUGCUGCCUAAGUCAGCCCCUUGCUUCUGGCCUCCGUUUGGGACAGCCGCCCUGGCUCCUGGGGAUGCAACAAUAAGCUACAACAAGUAG